AUGCACCCAUUUGUACGUCCAACUCAGCGCUUGCUUUGCCGUGUGGCUGUGCGCGCGACACACUGGCAUUCGCAUCCGCCAUUGUGGACAGCAUCAUGCACACUCUCGACGCAGUCUGCGCGCACGUCUACUACACAUAUGGACGGCGCUGAACAUAAUGGUGGCGCCCACUGGACCGCUGACGUUGAGACCCACCACCAAUCGCGCAAAUCCACGAACUCUGGCAAUAGCUUUAAUCUCUUAAGUGCACACCCUUUGUUAGAUGAAAGACAGGUAUCGGCAGAUGACGUAGCGAUUAGGAAACGUCAGGUCGCUACUAAAAAUCGGCACAGCCGAAAGAAAAGGAACAAUUGCCGGGCUGACAUGGAUCGUGUUUCCUUUCGUGCGUUACUAACCGAAAGUAUGCGCAAUAACAGAACCUCCGCGCAACUUCGAAAGCAUAUGGACGAAUUUCCAAUGAUGGAUAUUAACUGGUCGGACCAAGAACUUGUCAUGAUAGUCUGCGCUCUUAUCAGGAUAAAUCGCAGCGAAAUGGCGCUUGAGCUGUUGCGUAGCCAAAUUGAGGAGCGCCAUUUUGCCGCUAUUAAUCUUGAAAAUAGGGAUCGUGUCAAUCGUGUUGCAGCUGCAAGUGCGAGGAUGGGCAAUGUAACAGUGGCGUUAGGCGUACUAGAGAUCGCAAAGCAUCUAAAGCUACAGCCCGAUGUCAUUACGUAUACUAGUGCCAUUCACGCUUGCGCUCGCGGUGGGAGAUCUGACCCUAAUGCACGCACGUAUGGCGCGAUGAUAUUGGCGUAUGCGCGACUAGAACGCUGGGACGAAAUCUUAAAUCUCCUGAAUUCAAUUCCGUACAAGGACGAUGCGCACAAGAAGGAGGUAUUUACGUGCGCAAUUAUUUCGUGCUCACGCAAUCGCCAGCAUUAUUACGCGUCCAGGCUUUUUGAGUUGUUGCUUGUCGACGGUGUUUAUCCGGGUGACAACGUUUGCAACGCCGUACUUAGCUCGUGUGCACGAAUUUCUGACCUAACACUGCUUCACCGCAUUUUCAAGCUGGUAGAGAAUCAUGCAAAUCCUUCGAUAUACUCGUACAACUGUAUGAUUUCGGCGUAUGGAAAUGUUUGCAACAUGGAGAAGGCGCUCGAAGUGUUUCAGAACAUGCAAAAGGAUGUGAACGUUUCACCAGAUAUUGUCACUUUUAACUCUUUGCUACUUGCUGCGGUGCGUUCGCGAAAGGUGAAUAUGUUUUCUUUUAUCCUGUCCCAGAUGGCUGAGGUAGGAAUCGAGUGGGAUGCUUACACGUUAAACACCUUGCUAGAGGGCUGUUCUUUGAAUGGAGACGUUGAUUUGGCUAAGCAAUUUUGGUCUUUUGCGACACAAAGAAAGCAAAUUGGGUCCGAUGUGUCUUCAAUGGUCAAACAUAAUGUAAAUGUGGACCGCGGGCACUACGAGACGAUGAUGGCUGUGCUGCAUGCUGCGAAACAACAUAAGGCAAUCGUGGAUUUGUGGCAGAGAGAUAAGUUGUGUCGUCGCCGCGCUAAAAGCUCGAAAGCUCUCAAUUUUCUCAUUUGUGCGUGCAAAGGUCUUCAAGACGACAAGACAGCAACGGCAAUUGUGGCUGAGUUUGUUGCUCGGGGUCAUCCUCUUUCAUCUAUCUCACACCACCACAUGCUGGAAGUUUAUCUAGCUGCUGACGAUUUUAAUGCUGCGUCAGCCCAUUUUAAUGAAAUGAUGAAGUCGGAUGGUUUGGUGUCCACUUUCUCAUUCACCGCGCUUGUGAAAUAUCUGGCUGGAAAAGGUCACCACUCGAAUGUGCUUAAGAUAUUUGAUAUGUAUUCAGAGGCUUGCGAUUUCCCAUCGAAAAGACAGAAUCCGUUGCUCCAUUACCCAGCUGAUGCCAUUUACAUGUUGGCGAUGCGGUCAGCAGUCCAUUCCGAAGAUCACGAAGCAGUGCUUGCCAUUUACGGCCGCUUGCCAGCCAUAACGUCAAUGGCGGUACGAGCUGAAGUACUUAAACUAGCUGUUUCGUCUUGCGAACGCGAAGGGGAUUGGCGCACUGCUGUCACAAUGUACGACGAGGUGACUGGAAUGCUGGAUGAAGGCACGAAUGUGGAGUUGUACAAGCACGUUGUCAAGAUUGUUGCCAGUGCUGGAGAGUACGAUCGUGCUCUUGACGUGGGCGGCGGUCAAUGGUACCGAGUAAAUCGGCCCGACCAACGUUGGGAGCAUGAAAAAAGUUCUGAGCUGGUUUAG
This is a messenger RNA of Plasmopara halstedii, 2247 nucleotides long. Its product is annotated as FOG: PPR repeat. The record is from RefSeq and is a predicted model, not a curated record. The transcript is spliced from 2 exons. Gene Ontology annotation, molecular function: protein binding. Lineage: Eukaryota; Oomycota; Peronosporomycetes; Peronosporales; Peronosporaceae. Bases 1 to 2247 code for a protein of 748 amino acids.